This is a messenger RNA of Ctenopharyngodon idella (grass carp), 2815 nucleotides long. RefSeq names its product amine oxidase copper containing 2 (gene aoc2). Lineage: Eukaryota; Metazoa; Chordata; Actinopteri; Cypriniformes; Xenocyprididae. The record is from RefSeq and is a predicted model, not a curated record. Gene Ontology annotation, biological process: amine metabolic process. Gene Ontology annotation, cellular component: plasma membrane. Gene Ontology annotation, molecular function: copper ion binding; quinone binding; primary methylamine oxidase activity. The coding region runs from base 79 to 2340 and encodes 753 amino acids. The transcript has 4 exons.
GCGGUCCAUUCCGCACUCUCACUCACGCUCGAGACACGAGCGUUUCCCUCAAACUCUAGAGGCGUGGUCGCUACAAUAAUGAAUUCUCUAUUAAAAUACUUAUUGAUACUUCUGGGACUUAUCUCAGUGAUUAUCAACAUUGUGUUGAUAUGCUUAAAUUCACAUAGGCUUCCAAAAUGUAUGUCCCAGCCGCAAGAAUCCCUACAGGUCAAGCAUUCAGAUAAAAGUCUGGUUUUUGCGGAUCUGACAGCAGAGGAGUACAAGUCUGUUCGCGACUACAUGUGGGCCCAGAAAGACUUAAAAAUCUCUCAUUCGCUCACAGCAAAGCCCUCGGAGAAUUUUCUCUUUUUAAUUGACCUCUCGCUCCCACGGAAGGCUGAUGUGCUGCACUACUUGGAUGCCAACGGACAGAAGCCCACACGCGAGGCGAGCGUCGUGGUGUUCUAUGGCGAAGGAGGUUACCUGAAAGAGUAUGUGGUGGGACCGUUACCUGGUCCACAGCAGCAUCGAGACGUUACUCAGGAGAAGUACAACACGACGGAGUUACCCUUCACAGCCCGAACAGUGACAAUUGGGGAGUAUGUGCAGCUCUUCACGCUGCUUUCUCAAGCUUUCCAAAAACUUGAAAAACCUCUAAGGGAAAGUUUUGGUUAUAUCCCAAAUGAAAGGAAACUGCUGCCGUUUGAGGGUAUGCCGAGGGGCAUCAAAAGUGGUGACCGCAAGACCUGGGUCUCUUUUUUUCGUGAUUUCAGUGGCAUGUACAUCCAUCCUGUGGGUUUUGAGAUGCUGAUCAAUCACGAAAGCAGCAACACAUCAGAAUGGACGAUUGACAGGUUAUUGUACAACGGCCAAUAUUUCGACAGCACUGACACAUUUAUUACAGCUUACGAAGGGAGUAAAUUAAAAAAGAUAGUCUUCAAAGAUAUCAAAAACUACGCCUCGCUGAAGCCGAGGAAAAAACCUUCUGGUUUAGGACCACAGCAGUAUUAUCUUCAAGGUAAACGUUUCAGCGUUAAAAAAAACCAGGUGGUUUAUCUGGACUGGAGCUUUGCGUUUGGUUUGAGCUCUCUGACUGGGAUGAGGGUGUUUGAUAUUCGUUUUAAAGGAGAAAGGAUUGCGUACGAACUCAGCGUGCAGGAGGCGAUGUCUGUCUACGGUUCUCUUACGCCUGGGAUGAUGCUCACGAAGUUCCUCGACUCAAGUAUCGGAAUCGGUCGCUUCGCUCACGAGCUCGUGCGCGGGAUCGACUGUCCGUACGUUGCCACCUAUGUAGACACGUACCGCUAUAUUGACACGAACGUCACGCAGCGUUUCAGAAACUCCAUCUGUGUUUUUGAGCAUGACAUUGGGCGACCUCUGCGACGACACUUCUCAGAUUUCUUUCAUAAUGGUUUCGGUGGGAUGGCAAACAGUGCUCUGGUGUUCCGCACUAUUACUGCUAUAGGGAACUACGAUUACAUAUGGGACUUCAUUUUCUAUCAAAGCGGCUCCGUGGAGGCGAGAGUUCACGCCACGGGCUACAUAUCAUCCUCUUUUAAGGAUGACGGAAAUCUGCAGUACGGGCACCAGGUUGCAGAGAAUGUCCUUGGAAAUAUCCAUACGCAUUUUAUUAACUUUAAAGUCGACCUGGAUAUCUUAGGUGUGAAGAAUAUGUUUCAGACUAAAGACAUGAUAUAUAAGGAGGUGCCAUUGCCAUGGAUGCCUUCAGUGAAAGCAAAGAUACCACAACUGGUGGAGCAGAAAAUCAGGACAGAGAAAGAAGCAGCGAUGCUUCAUAGCGCCAAAACACCCCGUUACCUUCAUAUAGCCAGUAAUCGGACUAAUCGCUGGGGCCACCAGCGCUCAUACAGGCUUCAGGUGGUGAGCUUUGCUGGAGAUCACCUCCCUGAAAGUGAGUCUGUAGAGAGGUCCAUGUCCUGGGCUCGGUAUAAAGUUGCUAUAACCAAGCAUAAAGACAAAGAGCAGACUAGUAGUAGUCUAUACAGUCAGAAUUACAUGUGGUCCCCAUUUGUUGACUUCAGCAAAUAUAUUGAAGAUAACGAGGCGAUCGACAAUGAGGACUUGGUAGCCUGGGUGACCGCUGGUUUCCUACACAUUCCACAUGCAGAAGACAUUCCCAACACAGUUACAGUGGGCAAUGGUGGUGGUGUCAUCAUUAGACCGCACAACUAUUUCGAUGAAGAUCCGUCCGUCAACUCACCUGAUGGAGUGUAUUUUGCUCCAGGCUCUGAGAGUGACUGUGAGUACAACAAAAUGGCGUGUCUGGAAAAGGAUCAAUGCAGUUCCACACUGGAGCCAUUCACUUACCACGGCUUUGAAGGUGUUAUGAAGUUUGAGUAAGGACCUUAAUUUAGAUGUGUAUGCUGUUACAGUCUUGCUCAAACAUAUGCUGUAGUAUAUUCUUCAUACUCACUUUACACUGCUUAGUUGUUUUGUCAAGGUGUUUCCUGCUUUUGUAGUUUUUUUUUGUUUGUUUGUUUGUUUUUUGUAAAUAUGGAUAUUCUCUCCAUUUGUCACGUUACAUUUUUUUUGUGUUUGCUUAAUUGAUGCUUCCUUUCCUUGUUUUAAUUUAGACUAUUAAAUUAGCAUAUCAUUUAGGUUAAAUCUUUCCUUUCUUUAGGCAGUUUUUUUUUUUUUUUUGCAAACCUGUUUUAAAAGUAAUGUGAAAUGUUCAUUUUCAAACAGUGUAAACUUUUUCUAAGAGAGAUUUAAAAAAAAAAAUGAAAUAGACUGAUAAAACACCUCACUAAGCUCACUCUUAUUUUUAUAAAAAUGUUCAUCCAUGCAAUAAAAUGUAAAGGGUGACUAUACAGUA